GUCCGGAGUGAAGCUGCUGCGUGGACUGAGAAUGUUCUUCAGCUUUUACGGAUAAAAAGUUAUUUUCAUGGAAAGAAAGACUUCAGAAGCUGGAGAAUGGGGUAUGGGCAAAUCCUCCACCAGUGUGGGGUUGAGGAAGACCAGGUCCACCUCAACGUGGGAGGUGUGCGGUACAAGGUGCACCCGGAGACUCUGCUGCGCUUCCCUCACACGCGCCUGGGACGCCUCGUGCGCUGCAAGAGCGAGGCGUCCAUCCUGGAGCUGUGCGACGACUACAGCCCGCUGGACAAGGAGUUCUACUUUGACAGAAACCCUCGACUGUUCCUCUGCGUGCUCAACUUCUACCACACCGGGCAGAUCCACAUGAUGGAGGAGUUUUGCGUCUUCUCCUUCGGCCAGGAGAUCGAGUACUGGGGCAUCCAGGAGCUUCACCUCAGCUCCUGCUGCAGUAACUGGUACCAUGAGAGGAAGGACUACAUCAAGGACCAGGACUGGGACAUUCGGAGUGACGACCAGCAGCAGCCCAGCCUGGACUCGUCGUUCGAGGAGCUGUCUGCUCUGGACAAAGACCUUGCCAAGUUUAAGGGCGCAUGGUGCGGGGAGGUGAGGAGUUACGUGUGGCUCAGGCUGGAGGACCCGGGACAUUCUCGGGCCUCUAAGGUCAUUGCCGUCACCUCCCUCAGCGUGGUCCUGACCUCCAUCGUCGCCAUGUGCGUCCACAGCAUGCCGGAGUUCCAGCAGGUGGAUGAAAACGACAAGCCCAUCGAGGACCCAGUGCUGACCAUUCUGGAGGAGAUCUGCAUCGCCUGCUUCUCCGCCGAAUUCAUCAUCCGACUCAUCGUCGCUCCAUCUCGCGCAAAGUUCCUCGGGAACGCUUUGAACAUCAUCGACGUGGCGUCCAUCCUGCCUUACUAUGCAACGCUAGCUCUGCAGAUGACAGACAGGGACGCCGUCGAGGAGAACGAAGACAUAGAGAAUGUAGGCAAGGUGGUGCAGGUUCUGCGCCUCAUGAGGGUUCUACGAAUCCUUAAACUGGCUCGACACUCGAUUGGUUUGCGAGCGCUCGGCGCCACUGUGCGUCACAGCUACCAAGAGGUGGGGCUUCUUCUUCUCUUCCUCUCAGUGGGGAUCUCCAUCUUUUCAGCCCUCAUCUACUUUGCUGAAAAGGAGGAGGAAAUCACCGAUUUAGGGACGAUCCCUUCAGGCUGGUGGUGGGCCACCAUCAGCAUGACGACGGUGGGCUACGGAGAUGCCUGCCCUGUGACUUUUGCAGGGAAGAUCGUAGCCACCUUGUGUAUCAUAUGUGGACUACUGGUGGUUGCUCUUCCUGUCACCAUCAUCUUCAAUAAGUUUUCAAAGUACUAUCAAAGGAACAAAGCCAUGGAGGCUGAGUGUGUCCCCAAACCUGAAAGACAAGACCCUGACCUCCCUUAUUACAACAUCAGAGAGUUGUUUGCUGAAAGUCUGUAUCCGUUUCUUGGCAAUAUCCCCUUCAGGAACAGUGAGGGCAGCGUCGGGGACGACACCGACGCCUCCAGUCUGCAGGACAUAGAGCUGUACGAUAAUGACGCUCGUGAAAACGGAGCUGCCAAAUGAGAUUCUUCCUUGCUUCCUUUAUGACUGCGAUCAUCGCCUCUUAAAGGCGGCCACUCCAUCCCUGACCUUCCGCUGUCUUCCUGCUGCAGCCUGACAGAGAAAUAUUGUGGUCAUAAUCUUUUUUUUUCUUCCUCUACAAGGGAAUAACUUGUGAAAAACACAGUGUCACUAAAACUGCGAGUUCCUAAGGGAAUUACUUGAACCUUGCUCAGGGGUUUGAAAGCCCAUUUUCUGCUUGACAGAACUGCAAUGAUGCAUGCAGGCGGCCAUAAUGUUUUUCAGAGUAAUGUCCUGUAUUGAUUUGUCUGGCAGCCCAGAGCACAGACAAAAAUCUAAGAUGACACUUAAAAAUGGCGUUAUUAGAUCUGUAGGUCGACUAAUGUUACACCAACUGCAUGUACAAAAGUAAACGCGUUUUGGAUGGAGGUAAUAUAAAUAGACAUGUAGAAAAUGCAUUAUUAAUGGAUGUUGAUGGAGAGAAGCUUCCACUGUGAAAACA
This is a messenger RNA of Synchiropus splendidus (mandarinfish), 2095 nucleotides long. It is a transcript of the gene kcns3b, whose product is annotated as potassium voltage-gated channel, delayed-rectifier, subfamily S, member 3b. The coding region runs from base 97 to 1596 and encodes 499 amino acids. Gene Ontology annotation, biological process: potassium ion transmembrane transport; protein homooligomerization. The record is from RefSeq and is a predicted model, not a curated record. Lineage: Eukaryota; Metazoa; Chordata; Actinopteri; Syngnathiformes; Callionymidae. Gene Ontology annotation, cellular component: membrane; voltage-gated potassium channel complex. Gene Ontology annotation, molecular function: protein binding; voltage-gated potassium channel activity. The transcript is spliced from 2 exons.